This is a messenger RNA of Salvia hispanica, 1778 nucleotides long. RefSeq lists its product as uncharacterized. Lineage: Eukaryota; Viridiplantae; Streptophyta; Magnoliopsida; Lamiales; Lamiaceae. Gene Ontology annotation, molecular function: protein binding. The record is from RefSeq and is a predicted model, not a curated record.
AGUGUAAUAAAUUGAAACACUCUAUACUUUGUAGCAGUGAUGGCAGAAGAAAAAAAAAUUGAAAACAUAGAAAUAUGUGCGAAGAGAUGCUCAAAAACAGAUGGUGAGGAUUCCUGCUGCAUAGCAAAAAUAUACAAUCUGGAAGAGGCGAACUUCGCGGAGACUCCGCUCCACAAAGCGGCGGCAGCGGGGAACACGGAGGUGGCGUUGGAGAUCCUGAGCCUGAUGCCCUCCCUGGGCAGCACGCUGAACAGCAGGGGCUGUAGCCCCCUCCACCUGGCCAUAGAGGGGGCUCACCGCGACACGGCGAUACUGAUGGCGAGGUUCGACAAGAUGCUGGUGCGGGUGAAGGGCAAGAAGGGGAUGACCCCGCUGAUGCUGUGCGCAGCCAGAUCCGGCAUGGAGGAGGAGCACAAUGGGGAUGAUGACAGGAGGCUUCUAGCGCAGCUGCUGCUGGCGUGCCCGGAGUCGGUGAGCGACAGGAAUAACAAGAACCAGACCGUGGUUCACGUGGCGCUGGAGAACAGGGGGUGCCAGACGGUGUGCAUGCUGGUGGAUUGGCUCAUGAGGAGGAACCAGAUCACCUCGGUUCUGUCGGUCAAGGAUAUCCACGGCAACACUGCUCUUCAUACUGCGGUUCAGUAUGGAUGUCAAGGGGGGGCGAAAAAAUUAGCGGGACUGGUCAAAGUAAACAGACUGAAUGCCGAAUGCAAGACCGCUCUAGACCUUGCCCAAAACAGACUGGAUUCCGAAGGCAACACUGCUCUAGACCUUGCCAAAUACCAAGAUAUUAAACGCAACUUAAUUCGUAAAGGAGCCAAGUCCCAGGAAGCUAUUUACAAACAUACAAAAGCCGAUUACGUGCUCGAGAAAGCAACCUUCCCGGAAGCCAUCUCCCGCGCCUACUACUAUCUAACCGUGCAACUCACCCUCGAGAUGCGCAACACUGUCUUGGUGGUGGCCACGCUCAUCGUGGCCGCCACCUACCAAGGGGUGUUCAGCCCCCCUGGAGGCCUCUAUCCGGCCCCCGAGCCACAAAUCCCCAACAAAACCCUAGUCAGCAGCCAUCGCCCCUUUAUGGGGCGGAGGCUACUGGCGACCUCCGAGGACAAACACUUGGCCGGCCAGAUGGUGAUGGAGAAGGCUAAAUACCGGUACUUCAUGCCGUCCAACACGUUCGCGUUCGCACUGUCGGUCGUGAUAGUGAUAUUUGUGGUCCCAGGCACGCCGAUUUUCUUGAUCCUCCACGUCUGCCUGGUCUUCAUGUCCAUGAGCUAUCUUCUUGCUCUCGACGCUAUAUCUUAUUACACGGGCAUCUCCAACAUGAUCUUCUACAUGUCCGUCUACGCCAUUGGCGGAGCCUUUCUUGUGAAGCUCUUGUAUUAUCCGGUCAAAGCGCUCCUCGUCGACGAGGAUUGGUGGCUGCGGGGAAUCAGCGUCAAAUUUGAUAACUUUAUAGGAACCAAUGGGAAUUUCUACACCAUAAGCCUGAAAAUGAAGAAGCAGUUCAUGCUUCUACGUCUUAACUGAAGGACGGAUUUUCGUUGUUUUCUUGUGUGUCUUAGAAGAAAUUGAUUGCAUGCAAGUCGGGGUUUGAAUUUAUUGUAGAUUGAGAUCAUAACUAUUGCAUGUUAAGGUCAUGUAAUAACUUGUGUGUUAUUUUGUUUUUUGUUUUUGUUUUUGAGAGGGAUGGAAGUGGUGUGGGUUGAUGAAAUAAGAUGUGUGAUAAUGUAAUUAUUGAUUUGGAUGAUUAAAUAAAACUCUUUUUAUUGGAUCUA